Messenger RNA from Ricinus communis (castor bean), 3407 nucleotides. Its product is annotated as auxin response factor 8. The transcript is spliced from 14 exons. The coding region runs from base 552 to 3035 and encodes 827 amino acids. NCBI's taxonomy places the organism in Eukaryota, Viridiplantae, Streptophyta, Magnoliopsida, Malpighiales, Euphorbiaceae. The record is from RefSeq and is a predicted model, not a curated record. Gene Ontology annotation, biological process: response to hormone; regulation of DNA-templated transcription. Gene Ontology annotation, molecular function: protein binding; DNA binding. Gene Ontology annotation, cellular component: nucleus.
AAAAAAAAUUUAAAAAAACCACUAACUCUCUCUCUUUUUCUCUGCCUCUGUAUUUAUCAAAAUCGAAGAUAGCGAUAGUUUUAUUUUUCUUUGCUUUCUUUUGCUCAGCUCAGCACUGCUCUGCUCUGCUCUUUCAUGGCGAUCUCGGAGAACGUGCUGUAUUUUCGUAUGAUUAGGGCUUGAUUUUGUCAUGAAAUUACUGAAGUAUCUAGUUUUGAAGUGGAGAUCUCUAUGGAUUUGAUCUGAUUUGAUUUUUUUUUUUUUAACUUCGUUUUUGUGUGUUGUUCUUUUAGGGUUUUGAAGUUGAAAGUCUAGUACUUUCGGCCGAUUUUAAGAGAGAGAGAGAGAGAGAGAGAGAGAGAUGAGAGAAUGUAAGGGUUUUCUGUUAGACUGGAAGAUGAUUACUAUCAUUACUAUGGUUGCUGUGAGUGAGGGUUUUAUUUAGCUAAUAAUUUGUUUUUUUAUUAUAAAUAUUUCUUUGGUUGUAUUAUUAAUUAAGACAAAUUAUUUGAAUAAUUUAUUUGUAUACUUAAGAGGAAAAAAAGUGGAAGAUGAAGCUUUCUACAUCAGGGUUGGGUCAGCAGGGUCAUGAAGGAGGGGAGAAGAAAUGUUUGAAUUCGGAGCUGUGGCAUGCAUGUGCCGGACCACUUGUGUCCCUACCAACGGUAGGAAGCAGAGUGGUCUACUUCCCUCAGGGGCAUAGUGAGCAGGUAGCUGCCACUACUAACAAAGAAGUUGAUGGGCAUAUACCCAAUUACCCAAGCUUGCCGCCCCAGUUGAUAUGCCAACUCCACAAUGUCACCAUGCAUGCGGAUGUCGAAACAGAUGAAGUGUAUGCCCAGAUGACUUUACAGCCUCUGACACCGCAAGAGCAAAAAGAUACAUUUCUUCCCAUGGAACUGGGAAUGCCAAGCAAGCAACCCACAAAUUACUUUUGCAAGACUUUGACUGCAAGUGAUACUAGUACACAUGGAGGAUUUUCUGUUCCUCGUCGUGCGGCAGAGAAAGUUUUUCCUCCUCUGGAUUUCUCGCAGCAGCCACCAGCCCAGGAACUUAUUGCAAGAGAUCUGCAUGACGUCGAAUGGAAGUUCCGCCAUAUUUUUCGAGGACAGCCAAAAAGACAUUUGCUUACGACAGGAUGGAGUGUAUUUGUCAGUGCUAAAAGACUUGUGGCUGGAGAUUCUGUUCUUUUUAUCUGGAAUGAGAAAAAUCAACUUCUUUUGGGAAUCCGUCGGGCUACUCGACCACAGACUGUGAUGCCAUCAUCAGUUUUAUCUAGUGAUAGUAUGCACAUUGGACUCCUUGCUGCUGCAGCUCAUGCUGCAGCUACUAAUAGCUGUUUUACGAUUUUCUAUAACCCAAGGGCUAGUCCAUCAGAGUUUGUUAUUCCCCUUUCAAAAUAUGUGAAAGCAGUAUUUCACACGCGUGUUUCAGUUGGGAUGCGUUUCCGGAUGCUCUUUGAGACUGAAGAAUCAAGCGUCCGUAGGUACAUGGGUACAAUAACUGGCAUAAGUGAUCUGGAUCCCGUACGUUGGCCAAAUUCUCAUUGGCGCUCUGUCAAGGUUGGCUGGGAUGAGUCAACAGCUGGUGAGAGGCAGCCGAGAGUAUCAUUAUGGGAGAUUGAACCUUUAACAACUUUCCCAAUGUAUCCAUCACUAUUUCCUCUGAGACUCCGACGACCUUGGCAUCCUGGGCCCUCGUCUUUGCAUGAUAACAGAGAUGAGGCUGGCAAUGGCUUAAUGUGGCUAAGGGGUGGAACUGGCGAUCAGGGUCUUCAUUCUCUGAAUUUUCAAGCUGUUAAUAUGUUCCCUUGGUCGCAACAAAGGCUGGAUCCAGCAUUGCUAGGGAAUGAUCAAAAUCAGUGGUACCAGGCUAUGUUGGCAAGUGGUUUGCAGAAUGGAGGAAAUGGAGAUCCCCUGAGACAGCAAUUCAUGCAGUUUCAGCAGCCCUUCCAAUAUCUUCAACAGUCAAGCAGCCAUUAUCCACUGUUGCAGCUACAGCAGCAACAUCAAGCUAUUCAACAAUCAACCUCCCAUAGUAUCCUGCAGGCGCAAAACCAGAUUUCAACUGAGAGCUUGCCUCGGCAUCUCCUGCAGCAACAACUCAGCAAUCAGCCAGAGAAUCAGGCACAGCAACAACAACAGCAGCAGCAACAUAAUUAUCAUGACGCACUUCAGAUGCAGGGCGAACAACUCCAGAGGCAGCAGUCAAAUGUGCCUUCUCCAUCCUUCUCAAAAACAGAUUUCAUGGACCCAGGCAACAAGUUCUCAGCAUCUACUACCCCUAUACAGAACAUGCUCGGUUCUCUAUGUGCUGAAGGGAGUGGCAAUCUUUUGGAUUUCACCCGAACUGGUCAAUCUACAUUAACUUCACUAACUGAGCAGUUGCCCCAACAGUCUUGGGUCCCAAAGUAUGCACAUUCACAGACCAAUGCUUUUGGAAACUCGGUGUCGCUCCCUCGAUCUUAUUCUGAAAAGGAUCCUUCUAUAGAGCCAGAACAUUGCAACUUGGAUGCCCCAAAUGCAACUAAUUUUGGUGUAAAUAUUGAUUCAUCUGGACUGUUACUGCCUACCACAGUGCCUCGAUUUUCCACAUCGUCUGUUGAUGCUGAUGUGUCAUCAAUGCCGAUAGGGGAUUCUGGAUUUCAGAGUUCUAUAUAUGGUGGUGUGCAGGAUUCUUCUGAAUUAUUGCCAAGUGCAGGGCAAGUUGACCCUCCAACUCUUAGUCGAACAUUUGUUAAGGUUUAUAAGUUGGGGUCAGUUGGGCGCUCACUAGACAUCUCCCGGUUCAGCAGCUAUCAUGAGCUGCGAGAGGAAUUGGCUCAGAUGUUUGGCAUCGAGGGGAAGUUAGAAAACCCUCAUAGAUCAGGCUGGCAGCUUGUAUUUGUCGACAGGGAGAAUGAUGUGCUUCUCCUUGGAGAUGACCCAUGGGAGGCAUUCGUGAAUAAUGUUUGGUAUAUCAAGAUACUUUCCCCAGAGGAUGUGCAGAAGAUGGGGGAGCAAGGGGUGGACUCUUUCAGCCAAAACAUAGGCUAAAGAAUGGAGAACAGCAUCUUCAGACCAUAUUAUCUCUUGCUCGCCUGGACGCUCUGUUUAGAUAUGCUUCCACGGACCUCUCGAAAUUCUCGCUAGGGUCGAGAUAAAUUUACUAGGUUUUCCUCCCUAGUUUGUGUGCACUACUCUUCCUGUCAUGCACAUUUUCUCUAAAAAAAAUUAUUAUAAAGCUCUGUUUUGCCUACUAGAUUAACUAGUUCUUAUGUAUUUUACUUUAGUUGUGGAUAAUAUAAAUGUAAGCUGACCAUGGCACUACAAAGAUUUAGAAUGCCAGAAGGUCGUAGCAUAUCUCAAUUUGUGUGAGCGAUCAUAGCACUUUUUGCUACUGUGAUCAAUCAUAGUUCUUUUGCUGCA